Molecule: messenger RNA, 4481 nt
Organism: Syngnathoides biaculeatus (alligator pipefish)
Lineage: Eukaryota; Metazoa; Chordata; Actinopteri; Syngnathiformes; Syngnathidae
Product: discs large homolog 1-like protein
Exons: 25
Coding region: 473-4120 (1215 amino acids)
Biological process (GO): neurotransmitter receptor localization to postsynaptic specialization membrane; chemical synaptic transmission
Cellular component (GO): neuromuscular junction; postsynaptic density membrane; neuron projection
Molecular function (GO): kinase binding
Source: RefSeq, a predicted model, not a curated record
AACACAACAAUGCUGUCAAGCCGCUUAGGAGUGCCACUAAAACCAGCUUUGACAACAUUUUGAGCUGAUGUGAUGAAGGUGUGUGCGGAGAGGCGUGUUUGUGUGUGUGUCCCUCUGCACCGCCUUGAAACCGGUCAGACAGAGUUUCGAGUCACCUGAGAGAACGAAAAAGAGAAGUAGCUGGAUUUACAACUGUUUAGGUGAAGAAGUUAACGAGCUCAAAGUCCUCGUGCUAGCCGUUUCAUGUCAAUCAUUCGCUUCGAGCUCGUUUGUAUUUCUCCUAGCUUGUUUUUCGUUUUGUAUGAACUUUCCACUCAUUUCGGCGUUGCUGACCAGCCAGACAACGGAGACCCUCGCGUGCGUACGUCCGUCUGGUGUUCGGCUUUGGAGGUGGGAGACAUUGGACCUUAGCUGCCACUUGGAAUAACACAGGCGGUCAUCGAACUAUACUCCAGCCUCAGGGAACGGCAGCAUGCCUGUGCGACAGAAAGAUGCUCAACGAGCCCUACAGCUCCUUCAGCAGUACCGGACCAAAUUAGAUCAAAAGCAGCAGAGCCAGAUAAAACAGGGUCCUGUUGAGGAAGAUCAUCAACUGCAACAGUCGCUGGACAGAGUCAUCAAUGUGUUCCAAAGCCAACUCUUUAGUGCCCUGCUUGACAUUCAAGAGUACUAUGAGUUAACUAUCCUUGCUGAUAGCCAAAGUUCAACCAAACUCUUAGACGAUACAGUGACACCUCCCUCUGACAGCUUCUUAGCAGAAUUUACGGCCGCAUCGGAGCCCACUUUUAGUCAAACCCCCACUCCAGUUUCUGUUGAACCUUGCCAGCCUAAAUACAUAUCUGCAAAAACAAAGUCCCAAGCACCUCUAAUUCCAUUUGCGACACCCACAAAGCAACCUGCUUCCCUUCCAACAGAGCCUUGUGGUUCUCAGUCACAACAACCCAAGGUCAAGUACCGUGCCCCGCCCCCUCCAAUACAGGAUAUGGCCUUGACAUCUACUGUAGAGGAGAUUCCAAAGCCCUCGUCCCCCUCUGCAACCACAACUGCAGUAACAUCUACUGUGACAUCCUGCACAGAGUCUCUGUCAAUAAACCAAAAUCCGAUACCACAAAAUGGUACAAAUGCACCUCUUGAUGCCACCAACGUCAUUUUAUGUUCAGAAUUCUCAAGCACUGUUUCUGAACAGCAAACAAGUACUGCCAGUCCAACUGAUCUAGUGACUGUUUCAAACCUCGUCUUAGGCACCAUCCAAGGCUUAGUGUCUCACUUUACACCUGACAAACUCACCCGACCUAGCACCAGUAAUCACACCAGCCCAGCUCGCAACAUGGUCUCAGAUGAUACAGUCUUCACUUUGACUUUGAAUGAAGGUAAAGGCAUUGGCAAAAACACUCCAAAAUCAAGUCAGACGAGUCCCAGCCAAGUAAAAGUUAGUAGUCAUAUUCCGACCAGUCCUGCAGAGCCACAAAGCAAAGGACCUCAUGAGAGCCCGGGGCCACUGAAAAUCACAUCGUCUCCCUCUAGCCCUGGUGUAGCCAGUCCGACUGCUCCAAGCCUAGAAGUCAAGAAGUAUCGAUACCCAGAAGAGGAAGGGGCAUCGCUAGGCCUGCCAAAAUUCCACCAACAGACCUGCCAUCAGCACCCAAUGGGAGUUAACAAAGCGAUGACUGAUGUAAGGACUCUCAGGAGGGACGGGAAGGAUCAUGGGACCUGGAAAAGAGAGAGACGGGGUAGUGGAAAUAUGGAGAGAGACAUGGGACGAGACAUUGAAAGCUCACUAAUGAGAGGAGGAUCUCUUAGUCGCCACAGUGGUCUCCGAGGGGCAGAUCUGGUUCAGGUGGCAGAGCGACAGCUCUCUCAGAUUCAGCAUGUCCAUGGAUACGUCACUCAUGCACACAUUACACCCGCUCAGGAAGAAUCUCCAGAGGCUCCAUUUGAUGGCGAGCCAUGGCCUUACCCAGAGAUGGAGAGUAUGAAUGAAGUCAUAGUCCCACCAUUCUCUUACCUGUAUUCUAAAACCCAUGCCUGCAACCAGGCCAACCCCCCUCCACUGGUGGUCAACACAGACAGUGUCAACACCCCCCCAUAUGUCAAUGGAACAGAAGCAGACUAUGAAUAUGAGGAAAUCACAUUGGAGCGGGGUAACUCAGGUUUGGGCUUCAGUAUUGCAGGAGGGACUGAUAAUCCCCAUAUUGGUGAAGAUCCGUCCAUCUUCAUUACCAAGAUUAUUCCUGGAGGGGCUGCAGCUCAGAAUGGUCGACUCAAGGUGAAUGACUCUAUUGUUCGAGUAAAUGAGGCUGAUGUCAGGGAGGUGACCCACAGUGGGGCGGUGGAGGCCCUGAAGGAUGCUGGAGGUCUGGUCAGACUGUGUGUACGACGCAAGAAGAAUCUUACUGAUAAGAUCAUGGAUAUCAAACUUGUGAAAGGUCCUAAAGGUCUAGGAUUUAGUAUAGCUGGUGGAGUUGGAAAUCAACAUGUUCCAGGUGACAACAGCAUAUAUGUGACAAAGAUCAUUGACGGGGGAGCUGCACAAAAAGAUGGACGGCUGCAGAUAGGGGACAAACUCGUAGCUGUAAAUGCAUCUUGUUUAGAAGAGGUUACUCAUGAGGAAGCAGUCGCAGCCCUGAAGUCAACUGCAGAUGUUGUUUAUCUACGUGUGGCCAAACAUACUUCUAUCUUUAUCAAUGAAACGUUUCCUCCUCCUGAUGUCACAAAUUCCUACCCCACACAUCAGGACAAUCACAUAAGUCCCUAUAUGAGCGGGAGCCAGUCUGUUAGUCCUGCCCCACUGACCACGCCCAGAUACUCACCAAUGCCCAGGUCUAUGACUGCAGAUGAUGACUUCACAAGGGAGCCGAGGCGUGUGAUGCUCCAACGAGGGUCUACGGGUCUUGGUUUCAACAUUGUUGGAGGGGAAGAUGGAGAGGGAAUCUUCAUCUCCUUCAUUCUGGCCGGUGGUCCAGCUGAUCUUUGUGGGGAACUCCACAAGGGUGACCGGAUCCUUUCAGUAAAUGGUGUAGACUUGUCAACUGCAACACAUGAGCAGGCAGCUGCGGCUCUGAAGAACGCAGGACAAACUGUCACCAUUGCAGCACAGUACAGACCAGAAGAAUACAGUCGUUUCGAGGCAAAGAUCCAUGACCUGAGGGAACAGAUGAUGACCAGCAGUGUCAGUUCCAGCUCAACGUCACUCCGAUCCACUCAAAAACGCACACUUUACGUCAGAGCACUGUUUGACUAUGAUGGAAGUGGAUCAGAGUGCAUCCCAAAUCAGCCUCUAACCUUCCAUUUUGGAGACAUCCUACAUGUAAGCAGUGCAGGGGAAGAAGAGUGGUGGCCUGCGCGUCACCUCAGCCCCCCACCCCCAAACUGCCCAGAGGUUGGAGUCAUUCCCAGCCGUAAAAGGGCAGAGAAAAACGAGAGAUCAAGGUUAAAGACAGUCUAUUUGACGAAGACUCAGGAUAGAUCAGGUCAAGAUGAAAGGGCUGGCCACGAGGAGACCCUCCUAACCUAUCAAGCAGUUAUACAGCAGGAAGUGAAUUACACAAGACCUGUUAUCAUGCUUGGACCAAUGAAAGAUAGAGUCAACGAUGACCUCAUCUCUGAAUUUCCCGACAAAUUUGGCUCCUGUGUCCCACAUACAACUCGGCCACGGCGUGACUAUGAGGUGGAUGGUAGAGACUAUCACUUUAUGGCCUCAAGAGAGCUAAUGGAACGUGAGAUCCAGGAGCACAAGUUCAUCGAGGCAGGACAGUAUAACAACCACCUGUAUGGAACCAGCGUACAGUCCGUGAGAGAAGUUGCUGAAAAGGGUAAACACUGUAUACUGGAUGUAUCAGGGAACGCUAUAAAGCGUCUGCAGCUCGCAGGCCUCUAUCCCAUCGCCAUCUUCAUUAGACCACGGAAUGUUGAGAACAUCCUAGAAAUGAAUAAGCGUUUUACUGAGGAGCAGGGAAGGAGAUCCUAUGACAGAGCUGUCAAACUCGAGCAAGAGUUCACAGAAUAUUUCACUGCUUUUGUCCACGGCUCAUCUCUCGAGGAGGUGUAUUCGCAGGUGAAGCAGAUAAUCGAGGAGCAAUCAGGUCCUUACAUCUGGGUGGCCACAAAGGAGCGGCUCUGAGUAGACGCCUCUCAUAGCUACUCCACGUUUGUACACACCAACUUUGGCAACACAUCCCUGCUUUUUUCCUCUCUCCGACGCGCACACCUCCAUGUUCUCUCUCUCACACGCACAAACGCAACGCCGGACAGGGCUGAGACUGAUCUGGAGAUGAGAAACGGCCACACUUCUCGAGGGGGGGAGGAGCAGCUUGUCUUUCCAGCAGCCCAUUGGUGGAUCUUCCUGCAGCUGAGUUCCUUAAUGUUUAAGGACGUGGUUCUAAUCAAGAAAACCAGUACCAUUAUCUAAUUGGUUGAUUUCGUUGUUGUUCUCACGCUUGUUGUUGAUGUUGUUUUCAUAUUAACAAAGUCUAAUUAAUGCA